Messenger RNA from Stegastes partitus (bicolor damselfish), 1708 nucleotides. RefSeq names its product ELOVL fatty acid elongase 1b (gene elovl1b). Gene Ontology annotation, molecular function: fatty acid elongase activity. Lineage: Eukaryota; Metazoa; Chordata; Actinopteri; Pomacentridae. The record is from RefSeq and is a predicted model, not a curated record. Gene Ontology annotation, cellular component: endoplasmic reticulum; endoplasmic reticulum membrane. Gene Ontology annotation, biological process: sphingolipid biosynthetic process; fatty acid elongation, saturated fatty acid; fatty acid elongation, monounsaturated fatty acid. The transcript has 8 exons. The coding region runs from base 195 to 1175 and encodes 326 amino acids.
UCUCUUCCUUGCUGCUGCUUUUUCCUCCUUUUUUUUUUUUUUUGCUGCUGCUGCUGCCCGCCUGCCCUUUUAUAGCUUACGGAGAAGCUGGGAAAGAAGAAUCCACUUUGGCUUUUUGCUUUUAAAAGAGGGGGGAGAAAAAAAAAAGUCUUGUCCCAACAAGAUAAUUGGGUCACACCAAUAAGAAGGCCAACAUGCUUCAGGGGAUUCAGGAGUUUGGCUCAAACGCCAUGGAUAUCUAUGACUACCUCUUGGCAGGAAUCGAUCCACGGCUGAAGGAUUAUGCGUUUAUGCAGAGUCCUAUUCCCAUGACGGGGAUAUUGCUGGCCUACCUUUUCUUUGUACUGUACCUGGGACCUCGCAUCAUGGCCAAUCGGAAGCCCUUCCAGCUGAAGGAAGCCAUGAUAGUCUACAACUUUCUGCUAGUGGGGCUAUCAGUAUACAUCGUGUAUGAGUUCCUCAUGUCUGGAUGGGCCACAACGUAUACCUGGAGAUGUGACGCAGUUGAUACCUCAAACAGUCCUCAAGCCCUACGAAUGGUCCGAGUAGCUUGGCUCUUCUGGUUCUCCAAGAUUAUUGAGCUGAUGGACACAAUGUUCUUUGUGUUGAGGAAAAAGCACGGCCAGAUCACAUUCCUGCACAUCUUCCACCACUCGUUCAUGCCCUGGACCUGGUGGUGGGGAGUCGGCUAUGCUCCCGGUGGAAUGGGAUCUUUCCAUGCGAUGGUGAACUCCUCCGUCCACGUCAUCAUGUAUUUCUAUUACGGUCUCUCCGCUGCUGGACCAAGGUUUCAGAAGUUUUUGUGGUGGAAGAAAUACAUGACUGCCAUUCAGCUGACCCAGUUUGUCCUGGUAUCUCUCCACGCCACCCAGUAUUACUUCAUGGACAGCUGCGACUACCAGUUCCCCAUGAUCCUCCACCUCAUCUGGAUGUACGGAACCUUCUUCUUCGUGCUCUUCUCCAACUUCUGGAUUCAGGCUUACGUGAGGGGCAAGCGGUUGCCGAAGCAGGACGUUAAGCAGUGCCAGAACGGCAAAGCUGCAUACACGAACGGCAAGCACCACGAGAACGGCACCAGCAACGGUGUCGGCCACGGACCCUCCAACGGCACCAGCAACGGCUCGGCCCACCACGAGAACGGCAGCACUCACAUGGGCAAGAUGAAGAAGGCCUAGGAACUCUGGAAGGAAACGCCCAAGACGUAUGAUCUGUUGAAACUACUACAAAUUCCAAAGAUAAUUUUGGCUGUUUCUUUCUUCUUUUUAGUUUUGUAUGCAAAACAUGGGAGAGCGAUGUGGUCGAUGAUUUCCACAGUUGGGGGUCCCACGUUCAGUUGGUUGGUUUGUUCGUUUCUUUGCAUUGGGGAGCCAUUUAUGGAACAUGAUGUAUGAAGAGAAGAUGUUUUGACCUAAAUGUUAUCUUCACUGAUGUUGCAAACAACCUCGUAUUUCAGUAUCACUCUGGUGGCCUUUUCUCCCCACUUACCUUCACUGCUUUUUCUGACCCUCCUCACUCCCCCCCCUGUGGACAGAUGACUGUACAGUUUCUAUCAGACUUGAACAUACAUUUUUGUAAAUAGUUUUACAGCAAACGGAGAAAAAAAAAAUAACUAAUUGUAUUGGUAUGCUUUAGACUUUCUAAAUUUUGUUACAUUGUGUAUUUAAAAAUUAAAAUGCCAAUAAAUUCCAAUUUAAAUUAUCUCGUUUUA